This is a messenger RNA of Saccostrea echinata, 1580 nucleotides long. RefSeq lists its product as uncharacterized. Bases 69 to 797 code for a protein of 242 amino acids. The transcript has 3 exons. NCBI's taxonomy places the organism in Eukaryota, Metazoa, Mollusca, Bivalvia, Ostreida, Ostreidae. The record is from RefSeq and is a predicted model, not a curated record.
AGUUGCAGACAACUCAGCCAGAACCUGACCAUGUGACAUCUAGCCCUACAAACCAUACGAUAACCUCAAUGGUUCAGCCAGAACCUGCCCAUGUGACAGCUAGACCAACAACCCAAACGAUGACCUCAACGGUUCAGCCAGAACCUGCCCAUGUGACAGCUAGGCCAACAACCCAAACGAUGACCUCAACAGUUCAGCCAGAACCUGCCCAUGUGACAGCUAGGCCAACAACCCAAACGAUAACCUCAACGGUUCAGCCAGAACCUGCCCAUGUGACAGCUUGGUCUACAACCCAUACGAUAACCUCAAUGGUUCAGCCAGAACCUGCCCAUGUGACAGCUAGAUCUACCCUCCUUAAGAUGCUAAAGACAGUUAAGGCACCAACAAAAGCCUUGAACGUUCCAGAUACAGACGAUGAUCUGUUUGACGAAGCGGGUACUACAGGCUUUUUUGCAUGGGCAGUACUUACUACUAUAGCUCUGAUACUCCUCAUCGUCAAGAAACUUGUGUUACAGAGAUGUGACUUGAAAUGUUGCACACAACCUUUACCAUCCCCACCACAACCACAAACAAUAGAACCUUUUGAGGAUAGAAUACCUAUGAAUCCUAUUAUGCACACCCCUCCAUCGCAAGCCUCAACUCCUGACACCCCAAGCACAGUAAUGUCAACUCCUGACACCCCAAGCACAGUAAUGUCAACUCCUGACACACCAAGCACAGUAACCUCAAGUGCCCCUUUGGUUUCUCAACAUGAGCCAGUAUCGGCUAAUACAAGGUCAAAGAAGAAAUUGUUCUAGACUAAAAUGAUAUACGAGUCUUGUGAACGGAAUAUGUGCAUACAUUCUCAAAAGAAUACAGGUAUAUUCUUUUUACAUUUGUGAUGUUUUACUACAUGAUGGUAAUUGAGCAUAUAAAUUUAGCUGUGUUGUCAGAAAAGAUGAUGUACAUUUUUUUUUACUUGAUUGUUUUAUUUUGAGAAAAUGUAUUGUUAUCAUACAUAUGACAACAAGUAAGUGUUUAUGUUUGUGUAUUACUUUUGAUAAUGAGACAUACAGAGUUAUUUUGACAAGAAAAAAAUUUAUGUGAAAAAUAAUUCUUGAGAAAAACAGCUAUUAAGCUGUCCCCCCCUUUUUUUUACUUGAUUGUUUUAUAAAGCUGUCCCCCCCUUUUUUUUUUACUUUGUUUUAAAUGAGAUUUACUAGGUGAUGGUUAAUUACCUGGGUUGUCAGAUGAUGUACAUCUUUUUUAAUUGAUUGUUUUAUUUUGAGAUGACGUAUUGUUAUCAUACAUAUGACAACAAUGAGUGUUAGUGGGAUAUUUUUACACAAGUAAGUGUUUAUGUUUGUGUAUUACUUUUGAUAGACAUACAGAGUUAUUUUGACAAGAAAAAAAAAUCUAUGUGAAAAAUAAUUCUUGAGAAAAACAGCUAUUAAAGGUGCUUGGACACAGAUUUGAAGUUAAUAUUUACUCAAAUUUUCUGUAUAAUUUCAUGACUUAUAUGUUGCUAUAGCAUUUCAUACGAAAAUUUGAUAAAAAUCUUAUUUUAUCUGUAAGUUAUUGAAACUUUGAAUUUCUGGACG